Clonostachys solani is the source of this 3201-nucleotide messenger RNA. The record is from the annotation of a GenBank genome assembly. NCBI's taxonomy places the organism in Eukaryota, Fungi, Ascomycota, Sordariomycetes, Hypocreales, Bionectriaceae.
AUGGAGAGCGGCGAGCGCUUCAUAACGCCAGCAGAUGGCGACGAAAAUGAUAUAUCCGCGAUCUUAGAUUGCGCGCUCCAGAAUUACGAUGCAUAUCUCGAUAAGCAAGAUGACCGCCAAUCCCCACUCUAUGGAGGAAGGAUGUUGGAUCUUGCCAAGUGCAUUCAGCUCUACCAGAAAGUGGUAGCGCUGACAAAUGAAAAUGACCGAGAUCAUCUACUUGCUUUGAGGGGUCUUGGAGAAGCACAUCUCGACAUGUUUAAUGAAACAGGAGACCUAGAUGACGCUGACAAGUCUAUCCGGAGCCAAGCUAAAGCAAUGCAAUUGACACUUGAGUUCGAUGUCAUUGGAAAGUUGGAUACACGCAAAGCAAUUGGAAGAACAUACUAUGCCAGGUUCCAGAAGUCCAAGGAAGAAGAAAGUGGCUCUGCAGCUUUGGCUGAUGGCUGCCUGGGCUCUGCCCAGAUCUUUUUCAAUUUCGGCUUUGGGCUUCUCGGGAAACUUUACGAUCACAGAAAUCUCCACCGUUGCGACGACAAGAAGGCAGACCUAAUGUGGGCUAUCGACCUCCUUCACCAGUCGAUCAACCCACAGAUGGGCGAAAAUGAGUAUGAAGGCCUUCAUCUUUUUCACUUGGGAGGUGUAUGGGGAGAUAUAUCUCGCUACUGGUCCAUCAAGUCGCAGAUGGACGAAAAGCAAUAUCGAGGUAUCGCUCUUUUUCGAUUGGGAGUUGUGUGUGGAAAUCGAUAUCUGGAAGCAGGCGAUGUGGAUUUUUUGAAUCGAUGCAUCGCCUUGUAUGAGGAAGCGUUGAGUCUGCUCGCUCCAGACCACCCGGAUACGGUAGAUCUCCUAAGGAAUUUGUGUAUUGCUUAUCGAGACCGGGGACUUGACAUGGGUUCCCUGGAGGAUCAUGAGCUUUCUAUGCACUAUGGCGAAGCUGCGGUUAAGUUGCUACCGGAGAACGAAUCCUAUCUGGCACAACGAUUGGGUACUCUUGAGAGUGUUUAUGAGGCCAAGUUCCAGACAACCCGGAAUGUCAAACAUCUCGGAAUGUCCUUGAAAUGUAAAGAGGACCUUCUUAAAUUCACUCCUCCAAGCGACGACGAUCACAGAGCCUGGCUGCUCCACGCCGUGGCAAGCGGGUAUGCGCGCCAGUUCUCCUGGACGAAGAAUAUUGCUGAUAUAGAUCACUCAAUCCAACUUGAUCAAGAAGCACUUGAGAUUACCCCGGAAAAUCACCCAGCCCGACCCGACUUUUUAAUUACGCUUGGUGAUGGCUACCACACCAGAUUCGAGCACAACAAUAUGGAAUUCAUAGAGCAACAUGAUGACUCUGAGCACUUGAUCGAACGAAUUGAUGUGGCAGAUCUCGAAAAGUCAAUACAACUAAUGGAAGCCGCUGUGAAUGAGACACCAACCCAACAUAGGUGGCGUGCAUAUCGACUUUCCAGACUCGCCCGAGCCUAUGAUCAGCGAUAUAGCGUCACGGAUGACUACUCUGACAACGAUAGAGCUCUUCUGUUAUAUGAGCAAGGUUUAUUCUGCGAUUCAUCCCCAGCUUACGAUCGCCUGAUUGCUGGUCUUGAGCUGAUCAGAACAUACACGCUCAUAUACAAGCUUUCUUCAUCUAGCCGGGAGCACAUGUACAAAGUUGCUUUGGCAACUAUGGAAAUUGUCCCUCUUGUUGCACCUCCCUCAAUGAAGAUUUCUGACAGGCUCAUCAUGCUUGAAAGUGCACAAGGGCUGGGCUCCAUAGUCGCUGCAAUUGGUCUGAGUUGCGGGCUGUCGCCGCUCACUGCCCUCCAACACGUUGAGCGAGGACGAGGAAUUCUUUUCAAGUUUACAAAUGACCUGCGGGCUGAAGAGAGCCGCCUCCGGGAAACGCACCCGGAUAUCGCCGACGAGCUGGCAGGUCUCCUGGCUCGAACUGAGGCCCCGCCGGCGGAGACGCUGCACCAGCGGAGCAUUCGCCAUCUGGCAGGGCAAAGGCUUGAGACGUUGAUCUCGAAGAUAGACGGACUGCCUGGUUCUGCUCUGAGUAUACCGGCCAUGUCCGAAGACGAUCUCAGAGUUGCUGCAGAACGUGGACCUAUUGUUACUAUCAACUUAACCACUUUUCGGUGCGACGCGCUAAUCGUGGACAGAAGCCGUACUUGGUCGCUAUCACUACCCGAUCACUCGCAUGAGGUUCUUUUACAGUACAUGGCUGGGGAUCGAGGGAGCCCAGAAGUGCUUGCGUGGCUUUGGACGAAUCUUCUCAAGCCGAUCCUGGACGAGCUGGGCUUCACUCACGCACCAGAGGGUUGCAGCUGGCCGCAUGUUUGGUGGAUUCCAACGAGUAUUCUUGCGAAUUUCCCAAUUCACGCUGCCGGGCUGUACACCGAAUCAUCUUAUGAUGGUGUUCUUGACCGAGUAAUCUCCUCAUACAGCAACUCUAUCCAUACGCUUCUUGAGAUCCGCUCGCGCCAAUGUCAAGUCAUGAAUCCGAUCAGUGGCCAAAAAAUUGUGCUUAUCGCGAUGGAGGAGACUCCAGGGCAUUCCAAUCUGCGAUAUGCUUCCCAAGAAGUUCUCCAAUUGGAGAGUCUCUGCAAGGAAUCCGGGCUGAAUGUUAGCAAACCUCUGCCGAACCGGGAGAAUGUCCUGGAAGCCUUGAAUGAGUGUACGAUAUUUCAUUUUGCCGGACAUGGGCAAAGCCUCCACGGGGCGCCCAUGGACAGCACUCUCUUACUGGAGGACUGGAAAACGAACCCUCUGACCGUGUCGACUCUCUGUGAGACAAAUCUUGCCAAGCAAAGACCGUUUUUGGCCUACCUGUCGGCCUGCAAAACUGGUAACUUGGUUCAUGGCCAGGCUGAGGGGCUUCACCUGAUGGGAGCAUGCCAACUUGCGGGAUUUCGGCAUGCAGUUGGCACGCUGUGGGAGGUGCAAGACCAGACAAGCGCAGAUGCCGCUGUGGAACUGUAUAAAUGGAUGCUAAGGGGGGGGAUGACCGAUGAUUCGGUCAGUGAAGGUCUUCACCACGCGAUAAGAAGCAUCAGGAGUCGGUGGAUAGAGUCCAUGCAGUCAAGGGCAGCGGAUUUAAAGGAAUGCUCCGAUCCUGCGUUGGAGAGACAGUGUCCAAGUCGUGCAGGAAGAGAUAUGGUCCCCGAACCAGAUAUGCAAGAGGCUUUUUGGAUCCCCUUUAUUCACUUUGGAGUUUAG